Messenger RNA from Trichoderma virens Gv29-8, 957 nucleotides. RefSeq lists its product as uncharacterized. Lineage: Eukaryota; Fungi; Ascomycota; Sordariomycetes; Hypocreales; Hypocreaceae. Gene Ontology annotation, molecular function: catalytic activity. The transcript has 2 exons. The coding region runs from base 1 to 957 and encodes 318 amino acids. The record is from RefSeq and is a predicted model, not a curated record.
AUGAGCGAGAAAAUUAAGAUCGGUGCUGUGCAAGCGGAGCCUGCAUGGCUCAACUUACCGGAGUCCGUCAAGAAAGUCACUUCAUUGGUGGAGCAGGCUGGAAAAGACGGAGUCAAUGUGCUAGGAUUCCCAGAGUUAUUCGUUCCAGGAUAUCCAUGGAGCAUCUGGACUGAGCCCUAUCUUCCAAAUGCCCCCAUGCUCCACGAAUACAUGGCCAAUUCUCUCGUCAAAGACUCUCCUGAGAUGGACCAAAUUCGUGAAGCCGUUAAAAAGGCAGGCAUUUUCAUCGUUUUGGGAUAUUCCGAGCGAGAUGGGGACAGCUUAUACAUCUCGCAAUCUUUCAUUGACCCUACUGGAACAAUUGUCUUACACCGCCGUAAAAUUAAGCCAACUGGCGUGGAGCGGUCAGUUUGGGGCGACGGACAGGCUGAUGGGUUGAUUAACGUCGUUGAUAGCCCAUUUGGUAAGAUUGGCGGCCUCAAUUGCUGGGAACACUUCCAGCCUCUGCUGCGAUACCACGAAUACAGCCAGGGAGUUGAUAUCCACGUCGGGGGUUGGCCACCUUUCUUCCACAAACCUGACAAUCUCCCUUCGCUGUACUUGACGACUGCCGAAGGAGAUCGUCUUGCUUGUCAGUUCAUGGCGAUGGAAGGUGGUUGUUUUUUUAUAUGCAGUACUCAGGUGCUGAGUGACAAAGGUCGCGAGAAACUAAAACUGGUUGGUAACCCUUAUGUGAAGACCCCAGGCGGAGGGUUCGCGAUGCUUUUCGGGCCUGACGGUACCGCGCUGGUUGAUCCGUUGGAUCCUGGUGAAGAGGGCAUUCUCUCAGCGGAGAUUGAGCUAAGUACCAUUGACUACGCUAAGCAGCUGCUUGAUGUGGUUGGACAUUACUCGAGGCCGGAUCUGCUGAGCCUCAAGGUCAAUCUUGAGCCUGCCAAGCAUGUGCACUACAAGUGA